This is a messenger RNA of Anolis sagrei ordinatus, 941 nucleotides long. Its product is annotated as snaclec GPIB-binding protein subunit beta-like. NCBI's taxonomy places the organism in Eukaryota, Metazoa, Chordata, Lepidosauria, Squamata, Anolidae. The record is from RefSeq and is a predicted model, not a curated record. Gene Ontology annotation, molecular function: signaling receptor activity.
CAAGGGUAGGGCAUGUGGCAAGGGGGUGUGUGUGUUGUUCUUGGCUCCCACUCCUCCAAGCCCUCCCCCUUCCUCAUGUGCAUAAAUGCUCCACAGCAUCAGCAGCAUCUUCAGACCGCCCUCAAACUGAGUUGCACAUCAGGCAAAGAGAACCAAGAAGAGAGGAGAACCGAUCCAGCCAUGGCUCCAUCAAUGCUCUGGUGCCUGUCUUUCUGCUUCCUAGCCUGCCUUGUGUCGGCCUCUCCGGUGGAUGAGCAUCCAACCAAUGAAAGUCUGGUGGCCGAACAAGAGGACCACCACCACCACAUGUUGAAAAUGAUCGAUGAUUUCAAACAGUUUAUGAUGAAGAAGAACAAAUGCCCCCUGAAGUGGAUGCGUCACGGCUCCUCUUGCUACCGGUUCGUUGACUGUCCAAAGACCCAUCGUGAAGCAGAGGAGGAAUGCCAGAGUUAUGGUGAGAACAGCCAUCUUGUGUCUAUCCAUGGAGACGCUGAAGAGGUCUUCCUCAUGAAAAGCAUUGUGCCAGAGGGACAGAACGACAACAUCUGGAUCGGUGGCUCCAACAUCAAUAACUGUCAGGACUUUCAUUGGUCUGACAAUUCUCCAAUGAAUUAUUAUUCCUGGGGACCUGCAUCUCCAAGCAAUUGUGAAGGCACGAAGGUGUGCAUUCAGAUGUCCAAAGACACAGGAUUCAAGACCUGGGUUGCAGCACCCUGUGACACCGCAAAGGACUUCAUCUGCGAAAACCAUUUCUGAUGAUACACAGAGUAUCUGCUGCCCGCAUUUCUGAAUUCAUGACAUUUAGGGGCCUAUAAAGUUUCCUAAAGUCUUUUGCUCAAAAGGCAACUCUCUGCAGUCCCUCCAGCAGCGUCCCGUCUGCUUCCUGCCCGACUGCCCUAACUUCCUACUCUUUUGGUGAUAAUAAAAUAGUUUUCAAUUCA